CACACGCAACUUCCCAUUUGUCAUCCUUUAUUUUUCGUUCAAAAUAUUCCUGAGUUUGAACUUCAUCUCUUUCUGUAUCCAAAUUUCGACAAAUCAAUGGCGGGAAGAGGCAAAACUUUGGGAUCUGGAGCGUCGAAGAAGGCCACUUCAAGGAGUAGCAAGGCCGGCCUUCAAUUUCCCGUCGGUCGUAUUGCUCGUUUCUUGAAAGCCGGUAAAUACGCUGAACGAGUCGGUGCUGGAGCUCCGGUUUACCUCGCCGCCGUCCUCGAAUAUCUUGCAGCGGAGGUUCUGGAAUUGGCUGGAAAUGCCGCAAGGGACAACAAGAAGACUAGAAUUGUGCCUCGCCAUAUCCAGCUUGCUGUGAGGAACGACGAAGAGCUGAGCAAGCUUCUUGGAGACGUAACGAUUGCGAAUGGCGGUGUUAUGCCUAACAUUCACAAUCUGCUAUUGCCGAAGAAGGCUGGUAGUUCCAAGGCGUCUGGUGGUGAGGAUGAAUCCUAAAUUAAAUGAAGAAACGUGGUCGAGGUGUUCAGAUCUGGAAUUUAGGUUUUGUUAGCUUUGUGUGCUUUACUUUAAUGUGUUCUUAACUUUAAUCAAAGAGCUGAUGUGAAUACGAUCAAUCUUCUUCGACAAUUGUGGAUUUCUUUUUCUUCCGUUUGAAUUUUGAUUCACAAUUGGAAUUGGAAUUGGAAUUGGAAUUCUUUGGAUAUCUUGCUUCG
Cucurbita moschata (crookneck pumpkin) is the source of this 719-nucleotide messenger RNA. Its product is annotated as histone H2A.6. Gene Ontology annotation, cellular component: nucleosome. Gene Ontology annotation, molecular function: protein heterodimerization activity; structural constituent of chromatin; DNA binding. The coding region runs from base 97 to 501 and encodes 134 amino acids. The record is from RefSeq and is a predicted model, not a curated record. NCBI's taxonomy places the organism in Eukaryota, Viridiplantae, Streptophyta, Magnoliopsida, Cucurbitales, Cucurbitaceae. The transcript has 2 exons.